AUGACACUCUCUCAUUCAAAGCCGGCCUUUCCCAAGGUGGAUGUCCCAACUGGGACUGCUAUAAACCCAGAUGCGAAAACUCCCACUAUCUUCACCCCAAUCAAGAUUCGAGGCCUGGAACUCCAAAACCGCUUCGUCGUCUCACCCAUGGGAACUUGGAGUGCUCAAGACGGCCACUUGACCGACUUUCACCUCAUUCAUCUGGGCGCAUUCGCAUUCCGAGGCGUCCCCCUGACCAUUGUUGAGUCCACAGGAGUGGCUGCCAACGGGCGGACCUCCCCUCAGGACUCUGGUCUCUGGCAGGAUAGUCAGAUCGAGCCGCUGAAGCGAGUGGCUGACUUUGUCCAUGGGCAGGGCCAGAAGAUUGGUAUUCAGCUCAAUCAUGCUGGUGUCAAAGCGGGCAUGAUUGCGCCGAGGUUUUUACCGAAAGGGGAGCUGAAGGUGGCUACUGAGCAAGAUGGGGGAUGGCCAGAUGAUGUGUGGGGGCCCAGUGCGAUCCCGCACACUGACGCACAUGUCACUCCAAAGAGCUUGACUCUUGAUAGAAUCGAGGCUUUGAUACAGAGUUUCGCAGAUGCUGCUCGAAGAGCCAUCAAGGCUGGUCUUGACUUUAUUGAGAUCCAUGGCGCUCACGGCUACCUCAUCAACCAAUUCUUAUCUCCUUUAACAAACAAACGCACGGAUGAAUAUGGCGGCAGCUUCGAGAAUCGUGUUCGCUUUCUCGUUCGAGUCAUCAAAGGGAUCCGGGCAGUCAUCCCCGACAGUGUCCCACUAUCUCUCCGGAUAUCCGCAAUCGAGUGGAUGGAAUGGAGCGGAGAGCCGUCAUGGGAUGUUGACCAAUCCAUAAGGCUAGCCAAACUUCUGCCCGGGCUUGGUGUCGACAUCUUGGACGUAUCAUCAGGGGGUAAUCACAAAGAUCAGAAGAUCGACGUCCAUCCCAAUUACCAGCUUGACCUAGCCAGGACCAUCCGGGCUGCGUUGAGGGAAGAGAGCCUGAAUUUGCUCGUUGCCGCGGUGGGGUUUAUCCACACACCACAGACUGCUCACGAUGUUGUGCAGCUUGAUAAGGAAGACGGCGUGCAGGCGGAUCUUGCAUUUGUAGGGAGACAGUUUCUCAAGGAACCCGAGUUUCUUCUCAAGACUGCCCAGGAGUUGGGGGUUGAGAUCCAGUGGCCGUACCAGUACGACAUGAUUGGUUUAAACACUACCUGGGGGCGAUCGUACUUCUAG
This is a messenger RNA of Fusarium vanettenii 77-13-4, 1230 nucleotides long. RefSeq lists its product as uncharacterized. Gene Ontology annotation, molecular function: NADPH dehydrogenase activity; FMN binding; NADP binding. The record is from RefSeq and is a predicted model, not a curated record. Lineage: Eukaryota; Fungi; Ascomycota; Sordariomycetes; Hypocreales; Nectriaceae. Gene Ontology annotation, cellular component: intracellular anatomical structure. Bases 1 to 1230 code for a protein of 409 amino acids. The transcript has 2 exons.